Messenger RNA from Diversispora eburnea, 657 nucleotides. The record is from the annotation of a GenBank genome assembly. Lineage: Eukaryota; Fungi; Glomeromycota; Glomeromycetes; Diversisporales; Diversisporaceae.
AUGGGUUCUUCUUCAUCUUCACUUAAGAACCAUCAUCAUGAAUACGUUAAUAUAUUAUUAAAUUCUUCAUCCACAAAUUUAAAAUCUUCUUCUGAUAAUUUUACUUCUCCAUCUCUUCUUACUCCUCCCCAUUCAUCAAUAUCUUUAACAAAAAGUAUUUCUACCAGAAUUAAAUCAUCUUUAAAAAAAUCAAAUUCUUCUACUUUAUCAAAUUGUUCUCAAUCAACAACAUAUAAUAAAGAAAUAAUAGAAAGAUUUAUUGGUGGUGAAGAAAGUGACGGUGAAGAUGGUGGUGACGAAGAAUAUGGUAAUAGAGGAGGAAUACCAUUUCCUAAUAAUACAUUUGAUUUUAUACAUAUACAAAAUUCUUCACUUAAUUUUACCGAACAACAAUGGAGAAAUCAAGUAUUACCUGAAAUGAUUAGAGUAACUAAAAUUGGUGGAUGGAUUGAAUUAUGUGAAGUAGAAACUAAAAUUAUAAAUAUGCCAUUAAAUUUUACUAAAUUAUAUGAUGCGCCAAAUAAUUCCAAAGGUAUAAAUUUAGAAAUUGUACCUCAUCUUGGAGAUUUUAAUCAUAAAUUAGAAACUUUAUUACAUUAUGAACAUGGAGGAGCUGGUAAAUAUAAACAACAAUCAAGACUUUAUGACGCAAAAUGA